Messenger RNA from Talpa occidentalis (Iberian mole), 2241 nucleotides. RefSeq names its product dephospho-CoA kinase domain containing (gene DCAKD). Gene Ontology annotation, biological process: coenzyme A biosynthetic process. The transcript has 5 exons. Gene Ontology annotation, molecular function: dephospho-CoA kinase activity; ATP binding. Lineage: Eukaryota; Metazoa; Chordata; Mammalia; Eulipotyphla; Talpidae. The record is from RefSeq and is a predicted model, not a curated record. The coding region runs from base 689 to 1384 and encodes 231 amino acids.
CCCGGUUGUAGCUGUUGUCCGCCUCGUUCUCGCAGUCGCUGCAGUGCUCAUGGCCGUUUCCGUUCCCUUCCAUCAUCUGUGGCAGCGGAGGUGCCAGCGGCUUCACUGCUGUCUCACUCUCGUCCGCCAUCUUGAGUUGCGAGAGCCGGCCUCCGCGCCUCGCUACAUGGGGGCUUCCCAUUGGACGAGGGAAGCUUGCGCUAUAUUCUGGGUUUCGUAGUUUUUAUGGCUAAAGGAGCCGUAACUAGGAGAGGCUCCUUCCCGGGAAAUUGGAACAAAUGGACUACAAUACCCAGAAAUCAUGAGAGGAGGCUGUCCUGGGCGGGAGCCAGCACUACCCGGAAGACCUGGGCGGUUCGGCAGCGCUUUGGUUAAAGAAGGACCGCAAGGUUGGUCCGGCCGACCCUCUAAGGCCCGGGCGGCCGCAUGGCAUGUUGGGAAUUGUAGUUCGGGCUGGUUUAGGCUUUCGGACGUGGGGAGUCCAAAAUCCAAGGUUUAAUUUCAGCCUGCCCUUAUGAGUGCCCGGGCCCGCAGGUGAGCCGUUACUGGCUGCCGUUAAGGACCGUUACCACUCCCGGACAGUUUCUUCUGGCCUUCCUGGACCAUCCCACUUGGCUGGACCUGCCCUGCUCCGUGACUCCCGGGCUCCCCGUUCUGCAGCCUCUCUGACUCCCUGUUCCCUGGGAAGAUGUUCCUGGUAGGCCUGACUGGAGGCAUUGCCUCGGGCAAGAGCUCGGUGAUCCAGGUGUUCCAGCAGCUGGGGUGUGCGGUGAUCGAUGUUGACGUCAUUGCCCGCCAGGUGGUCCAGCCGGGAUGCCCCGCCCACCGGCGCAUCGUGGAGGCCUUUGGCACCGAGGUCUUGCUGGAGAAUGGCGACAUCGAUCGCAAGGUCCUGGGAGACCUGAUCUUUAACCAGCCCGACCGGCGGCAUCUGCUCAACACCAUCACCCACCCUGAGAUCCAAAAGGAAAUGAUGAAGGAGACUUUCAAGUACUUCCUCCGGGGAUACCGCUAUGUGAUUCUGGAUAUCCCCCUGCUGUUUGAGACCAAGAAGUUGCUCAAGUACCUGAAGCAUACAGUCGUGGUCUACUGUGACCGGGACACGCAGCUGGCACGGCUGAUGCAGCGGAACAACCUGAACCGCCAGGAUGCAGAGGCCCGAAUCAACGCCCAGCUGCCCCUGAAGGACAAAGUCCGAAUGGCCCGUCACGUACUGGACAACUCGGGCGAGUGGAGCCUCACCAGACGCCAGGUCAUCCUCCUGCACGCCGAGCUGGAGCGCUCCCUGGAGUACCUGCCACUGAGGCUCAGCGUCCUCACGGGUCUGGCCGGCAUUGCCAGUCUCCUCUACCUCCUCAUCCGCUACCUCCUGCCUUCUCUCUAGCUGGGCUUCCCAGGCAGGAAGGCCCAGGCCAACCUUCAACACACAUACUCUAUGGAGUCGGCCCACCACUCUCUGGAGUCCAUCCAAGGCAAAGAACAGUAUCUGUCAGUAGACCUCCUGCCCUCCCUUCCCAGGAGCCAACAGAACAGUGUCCAUGACGGGGUGUGAAAGCAGCCAUGAGAGACCUGUUUCUUGGGGUGGGUGCUGUCUGUGGCCUGACCAGUGUUGAAAGCUGGGAGCUUCCUUGAACUCCCCAAGCACAUGCCCUGUCAUGGCCAAAACCUCCUCGUGGACCAUGGAAUAUCAGCUUGGACCAGACACUGCCACCUUCAAACAGGACCUCCCUGGGUGAAACCCGGGACCAGGAUGCAGUGAGAGCUCCCUGGAGGAAAUGCUGUAGCCAGCCUGAGGUGGGUCUCUUCUGGAAUGACCCACCAUCCUGCCUUGAUACUCUCCAGCAUUCCCCACACCAUGCUUUUCACCUCCCACCCCCGCCCUCCCGCUCCAUGCUCCCCUAGCCCUGAAUUCUGGGUGGUCCACAAGCCCCUGGCUAUUUCUGGACUCUCUGCCUUUGCCUGUCCAUGCUGCUUCCCUACCUGGAAUACCUUUUCCUCUACAGCUGGCCAGCUCCCAGUAUAGGCACCACCUGGAGCCUGAAACUGAGUUAGGCGCUCUGGGAUACCACCCUGCCGCAUCUACCUUAAUCUGUAGUGUAGUGAUCAGCCAAAAGCUAGCUGGUCUCCCCUCCUAGACUGUAAGCCCUCUGAGGCAGGGGCUGUGUCUUACUAUCUCUGUGAUCCUCCCCCAGCGGUGCUUAAUAAAGUGUGUGGAUCUGGAAUGUGCUGCGCUGUCGCUCU